AUGGUCAUUGGAGAGACCAACCUCACGCUCUUCUCUGCCUUCCUCACGCUGCUGCUGAGUCUGUGUGUGCUCUUCCUCUCUGGAGGGGCCAGUGUUACUCUCACCCUGGGCCUGGUGUCCUGGUGCAACACGGUUACGGACCACAACACCAGACCCUACAGUUGUGCUGAGUCACAGUCUGUUCCUCUAUAUCUGGACGUUGAGACCUCCUCGUUCUACUCUGAGCUCAAUUGUGCACAGAUCUCUCUGUGGUGUGUAACGGCUCUGUGGUUGGCUCACUCUAUUUUGUCCUUCCUGAGGCUCUAUCAUUCUCACAGUCAGCAGAUCAGCAGACCGUGUUUAUCCAGGGAGAAGGAACUCCUCCUGGGCCAAACUCAAGUGGAGUGUCCCAUUCAUCAUCCACAUCCACACUCGCACCCUUCACACACUCCCAGUGUUUUUAUUUAGCCAUUUAGUGUUCAUAGAAGUUGCACUUUGAGGUUGAUCUAAGGCCAGUUUUAUUGAUGGGAAAGACUGGUCCAAGAUUAGCGUAAAAGGGAAUUAACUUCUAAUCUAAACAGACAAUCCCCACAGUUCUCAUGCAUGUUACACCUCAGUAAUCGGAAUUAGCCUUGGUUUUAUCUAUUCGUUACUUUUUAUGCAUUUGUUAAGAAGUUUUUGUCAUGUAGCUUAGUGCUUACAUUGAGGUAAAAUGUUUUGCGUGCACCCAUUUAUAACUUUGCCAUAACAAAUGACAAAGGAUUCUCAAAUAUAUAUGAUAUAUUGCACUAUUAAUGCAUUGCUCUUGCAUAUGCAAGAUAUCAUCUAACUUUAUAUGUUCAGCCAUAUAAUGUGAAUUUUAAGUGAAUGGGAAGGAAAGACUAGCCCGUUGCAUGUGCUCAAGUCUGACCCAUGCUUGUUUUGUACUGUGUACUUUUUGCAUAGCCAAUGGUACUGCCACUCAAACCAGACGUUCUCUUACUAAUCUGGUAAGGUUUCUUAUAUGAAGCUGUUUGCGUUGAUGCAAGCUCCUGGUUCAAAAUCCACUUUUGCUGAAUAUUGCAUUGUGUAAUUUAUGUGAUGGAAAUUCAAAGACAAGGAGAAGCUGAAAAAACAAGAAUGUUGCUCAUCCUUUUUGAAUCUGGAACCUUUGACCUGGAGGACUGUUGUGAAACACAAACAGUUGAAUAAGAAACAGGAGGGAGAUGAGAGAGAAAUGUUCAUUUAUGGUUUGGAAAUGUGAUGAUGCUUGUGUUUUUUACUGCUGUUUGUAUCCAUUAUGUCCUAUUUAUAAGCUCUUUUCACUUGAGUAAAGGUAAUAGUACAUGG
Sinocyclocheilus rhinocerous is the source of this 1308-nucleotide messenger RNA. Its product is annotated as transmembrane protein 179-like. Lineage: Eukaryota; Metazoa; Chordata; Actinopteri; Cypriniformes; Cyprinidae. The record is from RefSeq and is a predicted model, not a curated record. Bases 1 to 447 code for a protein of 148 amino acids. The transcript is spliced from 4 exons.